CGGGAGAUUUGGUUAACGCCGUUACCCGCGCGCGUAAAUUGAUGCACAGACCGCGACCUCGUGCUUGACGCGUCUCGUCUGUCUGUUGAAGCUUGAGCACCCAAACCUCAACCUCAACCGUCUUCCACCCUAAACUUCCAGAGGCGCCAUGAUGAUACACCAGCAAAUGGCCAAAAUGGCAUGUCUCUAGCUGAUUCACAAUCUCAACCUUGCUCUCUGCCCAGCCCUCACAAAAGCCUUCACGGCCGCCGUGCGCGUGGCCAUACAAGCCUGGCUGGCCGCUUCACGCUGGCCCACGCUGCAGGCGGCCCCUUUAUCGGCCAAUGUGCUCAACACUGCCUGACGAUUCGUCAUGGGCGAUAUGCGAGGCAUGAAGCGCGCACGCGGGGAUGAGGAGACUUCUCACUCGAGGGCUGCAGAGGCACCAGUCCCACGUUUAAAGAAGCCCAAGCACUCCAACUUGGAGUAUCCGCCGUCGUUCUGGGAUAAUCUCUCCACGAUCCCAUUGAGUCGUGCUGCUUUGCGAGAACUUGACCGAAGAAACAGGACAAACGCUGCCUCUUGGUCCCCACGACCAGCACAACCGCAGCAGCUACCACAAGCCUGUCGCGAUAUCAAAGAAUUCGCGAGGCGAGGAGGCCCGAACUUGCUGGAUAUCAGAGGUUACGCCCCGCCAGACCUUCUUCCCGCACCCAUCGCAAGCAUGGUCUCAUCAUCGACAAGAAGCCAAAGUCGGUCAACAAGAAGCCAAAGCCGAGCAUCAAGAAGCCAAAGUCGGUCGACAAGAAGCCAAAUCGGGAAGAUCCAGUCUUCGUCCAAGAACAGCAAGAGCCAGUCUACGUCCAAAAUCAGUAGCCGUUCUGGACCAUACAAGCCGGAAUUUGAGCAGCACCUCAUCGAUUAUGGGGUGUACAUGGCCAGCCUGGAUCCUGAACCUGCCAAUCUAGAGGCAAUCUGCGACGAGCUGCGGCGUGGAAGGUCAUCACUGUCACCUGGUCAAUUCACGAACGAUGCGUUCAAGACCUUUAUGAACGCGCAAAUGACCGCCAAGGAUGAAGCGACUAUCAUGAACACUACAAUUGGAUCGAUUUGUGGAAAUGAUGUAAACAUCUCAAACGCUAGGGACAUCCUCUUCACUCACCUAGAGCCUCUCACGACGGGGGAAAUUGUCAAACCAAAGCCCGACUUUUUCGAUGGCGCCCACCGACACGAGCUGGGCGAAGCGUUGCUCGCAGACAGAUCGCUGGCGUCCAAAAUCAUCCCCUCCAAGAACGCACAUAUUCCUGUUGUGCCGAACCUGUUUCUUGAAGUCAAAGGGCCUGGAGGUAGCCCCAUCGUGGCAAAACGACAAGCUUGCUACGACGGCGCAAACGGAGCGCGUGCCAUGCACGCUCUGCAAAAUCAUGGCUCGAAAGAUCAAACAUACGAUGGCAAUGCCUAUGCGUUCAGCGCUACGUAUAUUGAUGGCAUGCUCACUCUAUAUGCGCAUCAUGUCCAAGCGCCUGUUUCGCCGACGUCUGCUCGUCCGCAGUACCACAUGACCCAAAUAGAUUCAUAUGCCAUUUCAGGCAACAGGGCCAGAUUUAUCGAAGGCGCGGCUGCUUUUAGAAACUUGCGGCUGUUGGCAAAACGAUAUCGGGAGGCCUUUAUACGAAAUGCGAAUGCGCAGAGUCUGGCAUCAGGCUCGCCGCAUGACACCCUGCCGUCCACCGAGAACUGACAGGAGUUCAUUGAUUGAAUCCAGCGCAUGGCAAACUGAAGCUUCAGCUCUGUGCGAGAAAGGGUUAGAUUUCUACAGGAGGAAUACCUGCUGAUCUGGAAAGCUGAGCAUCAGGCAGUUUGUGCGCAACGGCCUGUGAUUGUUCAGGCUACGCAAUCAGCACAGAUCGCCAAAAAGACAUCAUCGCGUUUCUCGCGUUCUCCUUCAGCCAGACGGACACAACAUUUGGAUCCUGUCUCCUUUUAUAUGAAAUUUGCCCCCGCUACUGAGAAC
Messenger RNA from Emericellopsis atlantica, 1993 nucleotides. RefSeq lists its product as uncharacterized. The transcript is spliced from 2 exons. The coding region runs from base 353 to 1720 and encodes 455 amino acids. The record is from RefSeq and is a predicted model, not a curated record. Lineage: Eukaryota; Fungi; Ascomycota; Sordariomycetes; Hypocreales; Bionectriaceae.